UCUUCAGUUUACACGCCGCCCCUCUCUCCGGUCAGUGUUCCAGUAGCACCAAACCAAACAGAGCUUGGGCACGCAGCUGGACAAACAGACGCAAUGGGAGUGGAAAUUAAAGUUGAAUACUGUGGUGGAUGAGGAUACGAACCCCGCUAUCGGGAGCUCGCCCGGGUUGUCAAGGAUGAGUUUCCCGAUGCGGAUGUGUCAGGCUUCGUGGGAAGAAGAAGCAGCUUUGAGAUUGUAAUCAACGGGCAGCUGGUCUUCUCCAAGCUUGAGACUGGUGGUUUCCCAUAUGAGGAGGACGUUAUGAAUGCAAUCAAAAUGGCCCAAGAAGGAAAACCUGUGCCGAAGAUCACCAAAAGCCGGGCACCAUGCGUCAUAAUGUAAACCUCCCUGAUCUGCUUUAAUAGCAGCAGCAUCAAGACAGGCCCAUGCAAGUGUAAACAUCCAGUGUCACCUCUGGUUUACCUCGACACAAAACAGGCUGGGAUACAACGAUGUCUAACUGAGAUGCACUAUGACCACUUGCUGCUUUCUUUGAUGCAGAUCACCAAACUUCUCCAGCAUCGAUCUCUCCUCUCUGUUCUCAUAGUGGUGUUCCAGGCUGUUAAUGAUUACUGUAGCCUCAAAUGAAAAGGUUGUGGUAUGAUGAAUUCAUUCCUGGAAUUACCUCCUUAUAGGUACAGAGACGCAGAGGAGAUGUUGGAGUAGAGGGAGCUUACUUUUACGUUCUUAUCACUUAAUUACCUGGAAUUCGCUAACUGCCUAAUUAUUGUUUUUGCCUUCUGCUCUUUAUCUUGUGCAGUUACCAGCUUCUAGUGAAUGCUAGGACAGAACAACGUAGUUGCAUAAAGGAAGCCUCUUUAUUAUUCUAUGCUGAGUAUUUGAUUACUAUGGGAAUUUUUCCUGAGAGUUCAUAACUGCUUUAAACACUUUACUAGUCAUCAGUAGUGCUUCUGAAGAACACCACUCAGUGGUCUGUCACUUGUCAAAACGACUUUAAAUAAAGGUGUAAAUGAUUUAAGGUA
Molecule: messenger RNA, 1022 nt
Organism: Monopterus albus (swamp eel)
Lineage: Eukaryota; Metazoa; Chordata; Actinopteri; Synbranchiformes; Synbranchidae
Product: migration and invasion enhancer 1-like
Exons: 4
Biological process (GO): negative regulation of apoptotic process; positive regulation of filopodium assembly
Cellular component (GO): cytosol
Source: RefSeq, a predicted model, not a curated record